This is a messenger RNA of Hordeum vulgare subsp. vulgare (domesticated barley), 9585 nucleotides long. RefSeq names its product ATP synthase subunit beta, chloroplastic. Gene Ontology annotation, molecular function: ATP hydrolysis activity; ATP binding; proton-transporting ATP synthase activity, rotational mechanism. Lineage: Eukaryota; Viridiplantae; Streptophyta; Magnoliopsida; Poales; Poaceae. Bases 382 to 1878 code for a protein of 498 amino acids. The transcript has a single exon. The record is from RefSeq and is a predicted model, not a curated record. Gene Ontology annotation, biological process: proton motive force-driven mitochondrial ATP synthesis; proton transmembrane transport. Gene Ontology annotation, cellular component: chloroplast thylakoid membrane.
UUUCUUAUUUGGAAUGCAAAUACCUAACUAAAUACUAAUAAAAUUCUUUGUUGACAGCAAUCUAUGCUUCACAGUAGUAUAUAUUUUGUAUAUCGAAGUCCUAGAUAGGAAAGUAGAGUAGGCACAGAUCCUCCACAAAAGGCAAAAUGUAUAUGAAAAAAAGAUUGAUUGAACUUUCCAACGGACUCAUUCCAUGAGUAAACGAUUGAAUGGGAUUCGCUUGGGCAACGAAAUCAAGUCCUGGUCCCCUUUUCUCUCUUAUUGAAUUAACUAAUUCAUUUCCUUUUUACUUUUGGAUUUUUUUUGAUUUGAUUUGGCAUUAUUCAACAAUAAAAAAAGAAAAAUUUCGACAAAUUCCUUUUUUUUAAUUAUGUGAUAAUUAUGAGAACCAAUCCUACUACUUCUCGUCCCGGGGUUUCCACAAGUGAAGAAAAAAGUACAGGUCGUAUCGAUCAAAUUAUUGGACCCGUGCUGGAUGUCACUUUUCCCCCGGGCAAGUUACCUUAUAUUUAUAACGCUUUAGUAGUCCAGAGUAGAGACACUGCCGAUAAGCAAAUUAAUGUGACUUGUGAGGUACAACAAUUAUUAGGAAAUAAUCGAGUUAGAGCUGUAGCUAUGAGUGCUACGGACGGGUUGAUGAGAGGAAUGGAAGUGAUUGACACGGGAGCUCCUCUCAGUGUUCCGGUCGGUGGAGCUACUCUCGGACGAAUUUUCAACGUUCUUGGGGAGCCUGUUGACAAUUUGGGUCCUGUAGAUAGUAGUGCAACGUUCCCUAUUCAUAGAUCUGCGCCUGCCUUUAUCGAGUUAGAUACGAAAUUAUCCAUCUUUGAAACAGGUAUUAAGGUCGUCGAUCUUUUAGCUCCUUAUCGACGUGGAGGAAAAAUAGGACUAUUUGGGGGGGCUGGAGUAGGUAAAACAGUACUGAUCAUGGAAUUAAUCAAUAACAUUGCUAAAGCUCAUGGGGGCGUAUCCGUAUUCGGUGGAGUAGGGGAACGGACUCGUGAAGGAAAUGAUCUUUAUAUGGAAAUGAAGGAAUCCGGAGUAAUUAAUGAAAAAAAUAUUGAAGAAUCAAAGGUAGCUCUAGUCUAUGGCCAAAUGAAUGAACCACCGGGAGCUCGUAUGAGAGUUGGUUUAACUGCCCUAACUAUGGCAGAAUAUUUCCGAGAUGUUAAUAAGCAAGACGUGCUUUUAUUUAUCGAUAAUAUCUUUCGUUUUGUUCAAGCAGGAUCAGAGGUAUCCGCUUUAUUAGGGAGAAUGCCCUCCGCAGUGGGUUAUCAACCUACUCUUAGUACAGAAAUGGGUUCUUUGCAAGAAAGAAUUGCUUCUACUAAAAAGGGAUCUAUAACUUCGAUUCAAGCAGUUUAUGUACCUGCGGACGAUUUGACCGACCCUGCCCCUGCCACAACAUUUGCACAUUUGGAUGCUACUACCGUACUUUCCAGAGGAUUAGCUUCCAAGGGUAUUUAUCCAGCAGUAGAUCCUUUAGAUUCAACAUCAACUAUGUUACAGCCUCGGAUCGUUGGCAACGAACAUUAUGAAACUGCGCAAAGAGUUAAGGAAACUUUACAACGUUACAAAGAACUUCAGGACAUUAUCGCAAUUCUUGGCUUGGAUGAAUUAUCGGAAGAGGAUCGUUUAACUGUAGCAAGAGCAAGAAAAAUUGAGCGUUUCUUAUCACAACCGUUCUUUGUGGCAGAAGUUUUUACUGGUUCUCCAGGAAAGUAUGUUGCUCUUGCGGAAACUAUUAGGGGAUUUCAACUAAUCCUUUCCGGAGAAUUAGACGGCCUACCUGAACAGGCUUUUUAUUUGGUGGGUAACAUCGAUGAAGCUAGCACGAAAGCUAUAACCUUAGAAGAGGAGAACAAAUCGCAGAAAUGAAAUUAAAUCUUUAUGUACUGACUCCUAAGCGAAUUAUUUGGGAUUGUGAAGUGAAAGAAAUCAUUUUAUCCACGAAUAGUGGCCAAAUUGGCGUAUUACCAAACCACGCCCCUAUUAACACAGCAGUAGAUAUGGGUCCUUUGAGAAUACGCCUCCUCAACGACCAAUGGUUAACGGCGGUUCUGUGGAGCGGUUUUGCGAGAAUAGUUAAUAAUGAGAUCAUCAUUUUAGGAAAUGAUGCGGAACUGGGUAGUGAUAUUGAUCCGGAAGAAGCUCAAAAGGCACUUGAAAUAGCCGAAGCUAACUUGAGUAAAGCUGAGGGUACGAAAGAUUUGGUUGAAGCGAAGCUCGCUCUCAGACGAGCUAGGAUACGAAUCGAGGCUGUCAAUUGGAUUCCCCCAUCCAAUUGAAGACAAUCCAGUGGUUUAUAGUUGAUACAAAGAAAAAGGGAAGAGGGGUAGAAAAAGUUAUUAGAUAGCGAAGCGAAGUAAGUCCAAUGCUAUCUAGUAAUUUUUCUACCUACUUACCUACUAUUGGAUUUGAACCAAUGACUCCCGCCGUAUGAAAGCAAUACUCUAACCACUGAGUUAAGUAGGCAAUUUAUCACCACAAAGGAAGACCCAUUACUUCGAUCGAUUAUAUAUUGAAUCCCUUUUCUAAGCAAUACCGCUCUGUUAUUGGUCUGUUAUAUACUAAAUACUAAACUAAAUACUAAACAGAUACAGAUCAAAGGGAUAUCCUCUGGCAUUAGAAAAUAUUCAUCUUGACAAGAAAUUCUCUAUAUGUUAAGAUAUCUCUGAUAAGGGCUAUAGCUCAGUUCGGUAGAGCAACUCGUUUACACGUGCGCCAAUGCUUUUCAAAGGAGCUUAUUAUGCAAUGAACAUAAUCGAUCUUAUUGCAAAAUCAAUGUCUUACUUCAUAGAUUCGAGAGAAUAGGAGAACAGUAGCCUGACAAACAGUCGGUUCAGUCCGAUUCAGGUGCCAAUUCAGGUGCCUAAUCAAAUAGAACCCUUAUGGAUUUGCUAGUUGAUAAGGUAAAUAUCCAGCCCACUAAAUGCUAGGCGUAAUGAGGAUAAGGGCCUCCAAAAAACUUCUUUUCGUUCUAUGAACUUUAAGGUGUAUGAAGUCUCAUAGUUAACUCUUGCAGUGGAACGAUAGAGACUCCAUUUCACUUAGGUUGAUUUAAUUUAGACCAGAGGCAGACCUAAGUCAAGGUAAUCCUCCUUUGAAACACUUUGGUAUUGCUCCUAGAUAGAUCAUAAUACAAAAAAUCAAUCAGAGCACAGGGAGCCAUCUCAUUAUCUUUCCGUAAAGAAAAACUAUGGUGGACUAACUGAUCUUUAAAUCAGUUUAUGAAAGAGCCCAAUGCAAAAAAAUGCAUGUUGGGUCUUUGAAACAGUUCAAAUCAUUUCGAUAAUAAUCCGUUUGAUCUGUUUUACCGAGAAGGUCUACGGUUCGAAUCCGUAUAGCCCUAAUAUGCCCUUUUUUCUAUUUUAGGAUCUCUAUCCUAUGUUUUCUUUAGUUUAGUAUAGUUUUCAUUUUCGCAUUAGUAUUUGUUUAUAGACUGGAUAGGCGCCUGCGACAUAGAAUAGAGAUAAAAGCAUUACCAAAGGCUCAUUCAUCGAAAAUCAAAAUCAUACAGACAGGAAAAGAAAAACGAAAAAUAGAAAAAAUAAAGUAAAGAGUAAAUAAGAAAACAGAAUAUUCUGUCUCAUAGUUCUGAAAUAGAGUUCUUUAUUUUUAUUUUUAUAGUAUUACUUCUCAUUAUACUGCAUAGAUUAGUCCUACUAUCUUAAUUAGGUUCUAAUUAUUCUAAUUAGUAGUAUUCUCAUUUUUAUUUAAUAGUCUCUUAUUAUUAUUAAAUAGUAAAUAAAGGAUAGAGCUAUUCUUUUUUUAUAGAGAUUCUAGAGAAAGCGAGACAAAGUGAAACGAUAAAGUUUUCUUUAUAUAAGAAUUAGAUCUACAUACACCAUAUCUAAAUAGAAUGGAAAUCCAAAAGAAAGGGAGUUGGGAUUCCAUUGGAUGAAUCUUUAAAGAAGAUGCAGCACAGAGGAAACAAAGGCUAAACUAAGCGCUUUUGUUUGAACAAAAAAGAUUCUUGUUUCACCGAGGAAAAGAGAGAAGUUCUGGAUAAAUUGACAAUGCUGAAUUGAAUUGACUAAUUUAAGUUCCGCCUAUUCCACAUUAAUGGGAGUACAUUAUGUUUCUGCUUCACGAAUAUGAUAUUUUUUGGACAUUUCUAAUAAUAGCAAGCCUUAUUCCUAUUUUGGCAUUUUCGAUUUCAGGGCUUUUAGCCCCGGUUAGUGAAGGACCAGAGAAGCUUUCUAGUUAUGAAUCGGGUAUAGAACCCAUGGGAGGGGCUUGGGUACAAUUCCGAAUACGCUAUUAUAUGUUUGCGCUCGUUUUUGUUGUUUUUGAUGUGGAAACCGUCUUUCUAUACCCUUGGGCAAUGAGUUUCGACGUAUUGGGUGUAUCCGUUUUUAUCGAAGCUUUGAUUUUCGUGCUUAUCUUAGUUGUCGGUUUAGUUUAUGCAUGGCGAAAAGGAGCCUUGGAAUGGUCUUAACUGAAUAUUUAGACAAAAAAAAAGAAGGAAAAGAUUCUAUUGAGACAGUUAUGAAUUUGAUUGAGUUUCCCUUACUUGACCAAACAAGUUCCAAUUCUGUUAUUUCAACUACACUAAAUGAUCUUUCGAAUUGGUCAAGACUCUCCAGUUUAUGGCCCCUUCUAUACGGUACCAGUUGUUGUUUCAUUGAAUUUGCUUCAUUAAUAGGUUCACGAUUCGAUUUUGAUCGUUAUGGAUUGGUACCAAGAUCAAGUCCUAGGCAAGCAGACCUAAUUUUAACAGCCGGUACGGUAACAAUGAAAAUGGCUCCGUCUUUAGUGAGAUUAUACGAGCAAAUGCCUGAACCAAAAUACGUCAUUGCUAUGGGAGCCUGUACUAUUACAGGGGGAAUGUUCAGUACGGAUUCCUAUAGUACUGUUCGGGGAGUUGAUAAGUUAAUUCCUGUGGAUGUCUACUUGCCGGGCUGCCCUCCUAAACCGGAGGCAGUUAUAGAUGCCCUAACAAAACUUCGUAAGAAGAUAUCGCGAGAAAUAGUUGAGGAUCGAACUCUAUCUCAAAAUAAAAAAAGAUGUUUUACUACCAGUCACAAGCUUUAUGUUAGGCGCAGUACUCAUACAGGAACUUAUGAGCAAGAAUUGCUCUAUCAAUCACCAUCGACAUUAGAUAUAUCUUCUGAAACUUUUUUAAAAUCCAAAAGUCCAGUACCUUCCUACAAAUUAGUGAAUUAGGAGGGGGGGGCUCUUUUGUGUAGAAAAAGAAAAAGCAGAGCAAUCUUUCAAACUUGCAUCCGAAAUGGGAAAUAUUUAUACAAAGAGGGAGAGAUGAAGACAAUGCAGCAGGGUUGGUUAUCUAAUUGGCUAGUCAAACAUGAGGUGGUUCAUAGAUCUUUGGGCUUUGAUCACCGAGGAAUAGAGACUUUACAAAUAAAAGCAGGGGAUUGGGAUUCCAUUGCUGUCAUUUUAUAUGUAUAUGGUUAUAAUUAUUUACGCUCCCAAUGUGCUUAUGAUGUAGCACCCGGUGGAUCUUUAGCUAGCGUGUAUCAUCUUACAAGAAUACAAUACGGUAUAGAUAAUCCAGAAGAAGUCUGCAUAAAAGUCUUUGCCCAAAAGGAUAAUCCUAGAAUUCCGUCUGUCUUCUGGAUUUGGAGAAGUGCCGAUUUUCAAGAACGCGAAUCUUAUGAUAUGGUGGGAAUCUCUUAUGAUAAUCAUCCGCGCCUUAAACGUAUCCUAAUGCCUGAAAGUUGGAUAGGCUGGCCCUUACGUAAGGACUAUAUAACCCCCAAUUUUUAUGAAAUACAAGAUGCUCAUUGAAUGAUAAGAAAUUCGUGCUCACUUAUACAACACAACUCCAGAUUUUAUUCAAGUCAAGGAAUAUUUUUAGGUUCUUUUCCUAGAUGAAACGGAAUACCUAUUUAUAAUUAAUUCCUAUUAUACAAAAGCAUUCCAGAUAGACUGAGCCAAAAAAGGGUUUCAUUUGGAUUCCCCUAUUUUGAAAAUCACAUAUUAAUUUCCUUCAUAUGAACAGAAAAAUAGGAUGACUCAAAGAAGUUCUCUACCAGGAACUUUGUAUCGCGCACAUGACUUAGCACAACUAGGAAAAUAAGAUAAGAUAAAGAUAAGCAAGACUAAAAAAAUAUUCGUCGGAAUAGUGGAAUACAAAAUAAAGAAACGCAAAAAAAUAAAGGGGAACCUAAUCUCACCCCCUUCCUUAUCAUAAAGAAAGGGUAUAUUUUAAAACUUCUCUAAAAAGAAGUGCCUCUAUAUUUAUAUUAUAGAUUUAUCCACUUAGAUGAAUAAAUCAUACUCUAUCUAUAUUAUAUAUUAUUAAUAAAUAUGUAUCACAAUCCAUCUCGAGGUAUUUGGAUCAAUACCUAUUCGGUGGAUCUUUUUUUUUCUCUGCCAGGAACCAGAUUUGAACUGGUGACACGAGGAUUUUCAGUCCUCUGCUCUACCAACUGAGCUAUCCUGACCUUUUCUUGUGCAUCAUCCUAGUAGAGUAUUUGUAUCUAUGUCAAUUAAAAGGACUAAAAAAUCAAUUAAAGUAUUUCAAAUUCAAAAUUUGAAAGGGGGGGGGUAGCCCUAUGCAUUGUGCAUGGUUUACUUAAAUAAUACUUAAAAAUAGAGUGAAUAACCAAGAUUUCUUGCCGAUACUCUAAUAAAAAAGAAAUCUAUUCAAUGAAUAGGAUAAGAUCCAUUGAGUUCUCUUCGCAUUCCUUUCCUUUGUGAAAGAGUAGAAUGAGAAAGCUAAUGAAUCUUAAACCCAUUGAUAAAAAGAAAAAAAAAGAGGAUUUGGGGAUAGAGGGACUUGAACCCUCACAACUUAAAAAGUCGACGGAUUUUCCUUUUACUAGAAAUUUCAUUGUUGUCAGUAUUGACAUGUAGAAUGGGACUCUCUCUUUGUCCUCGUCCGAUUAAUCCACUUUCUUUUUAAAAGUUCUCAAAACUUUGAAUUUGAAUUGAAGAAUUUGAUUAUUCAAUAUUCGAAUGGAGUGGAUUCACAAUAAUUCAAAAUAAAAUUAUGAUAUGAGUUUUUUAUUUCAUAAUCAUUUCGAAUUUUAUUUUGAAAUUUUAAAAAAGAUAAAGAACCUAUAUUAUAAUAUGAGUUCUGUGAUUAAUCGUUUGCUAUGUCAGUAUCUAUACGUGUUUAUUAAAUGUAUAAAGUAUAAAACCCCUCUUUCUCUAAUUUAGAAUUAGAAGGAAUUCCACUAACAACACAACGUAAUUAACUCGAUUCGUUAGAACAGCUUCCAUUGAGUCUCUGCACCUAUCCUUUUCCUUUGUAUUCUAGUUCGAGAAUCCCUUCUCAAAACACGGAUUUGGCUCAGGAUUGCCCUUUUUUAAUUCCAGGGUUUCUCUGAAUUUGGAAGUUACCACUUAGCAGGUUUCCAUACCAAGGCUCAAUACAAUCAAGUCCGUAGCGUCUACCGAUUUCGCCAUAUCCCCACUUCCCUCUUCUUUGAGACCAGGAUUCCUUGUGUAAUUUCAUCCAUCUCUUAGUUUUUUUUUUGAAUCAUUGAGUUCAUCACUCAACGUAGUCUAGCAGUUCAGUUCGACUCUAUUUGAGAGACCCCGCUUGCUUAUUGCAAUUCUGAAUUACAUUGAUUCUAUCCUUGAUGUAUUUGCAAUUCAAUCCGAAUCAAUAUAUCCAAAACUUUUUAUCUCCCCCACCUCCCGUCUUACUUUUUUAUAGUAUUCGAAAUUAUACUAUAACGCUGGAUAUUUAUUCUUUUUUUCUAAUCAGAAUUAUCAAUUUUAUUUACUCUGACUUUAUGUUCCCCUUAGUGAAAUAUUAAUCCUCAAAUUAUUAACAAAUAAUAAAGUCUAUAAUGAUCGAAUGAAAAUACCCAUAAAGUCUAUAAUUUUCUUUUUAAAUAUCCUAUAGUUAAGCAUAUCAAGCUAACUUUAUCUUUAAGAAGUUUUAGUAUUUUUUUAUUUAGUAUUUUUUUAUAAGUAGAACUUCAAAUUUAGAACUAGUUAAUAGCUAAGAGUAAUAACUAAUAUCUGAGAUUUUACGGAUUUCCUAUACUAUACCUAUUUCUAUUUGUUACACUAUUUCCGUUAUGUAAGCCCACUUAGCUCAGAGGUUAGAGCAUCGCAUUUGUAAUGCGAGGGUCAUCGGUUCAAAUCCGAUAGUCGGCUUUUUUUUUCUCUAUCGAUGUUCUACGAACAAGAAUCUCUUUUUUUCCGAAUUAAAUGGAGAAUCCAGGAUCUUUUAUGUUUUUUACCUUACUAUUUUGCUAGAUACAAAACAAUAAAAUAAAUAAUAUAUAUACAAAAAAUACAAAAAAUACAGAUUUUGAUGAAAUUCCAUUUUUUGUGGUACUUUAGUUGAUUUUACUCUGUUUAUCCUGUAGUUUAAUUCAGUUUUAAUUUCGAUGUAUUCUGUAAUGUAAAUACAAUGAAAUUAAUUGUGUAAAAUGAAAUUUCAAUAAAAAAAAGGAGUCUUCAUGUCCCGUUAUCGAGGACCUCGUUUAAAAAAAAUACGCCGUUUGGGAGCUUUACCAGGACUCACUAGAAAAACACCUAAAUCCGGAAGUAAUCUUAAAAAAAAAUUCAAUUCUGGGAAAAAGGAGCAAUAUCGUAUUCGUCUUCAAGAAAAACAGAAAUUGCGUUUUCAUUAUGGUCUGACAGAACGACAAUUACUUAGAUAUGUACAUAUCGCUGGAAAAGCAAAAAGGUCAACAGGCCAGGUUUUACUACAAUUACUUGAAAUGCGUUUGGAUAAUAUCCUUUUUCGAUUGGGUAUGGCUUCAACCAUUCCUGGGGCCCGCCAAUUAGUCAACCAUAGACAUAUUUUAGUUAAUGGCCGUAUAGUCAAUAUACCAAGUUUUCGUUGCAAACCCCGAGAUAUUAUUACUACGAAAGAUAACCAAAGAUCAAAAGGUCUGGUUCAAAAUUAUAUUGCUUCAUCGGACCCGGGGAAAUUGCCAAGCCAUUUGACGAUUGACACAUUGGAAUAUAAAGGACUAGUAAAUAAAAUCCUAGAUAGGAAGUGGGUCGGUCUCAAAAUAAAUGAGUUGUUAGUUGUAGAAUAUUACUCUCGUCAGACUUGAACUUAAUGAAAAAAGGAAAGGUUCAUAGAAUUUUCUUCCCCUUCCCCUUUCCCCGAACUAAAUAGCCCUAAGACCAUUACCAUUAAUUCGUAUUUUCCCAUCAACUAGCUAAAAUUGAUUAACCCUAGGAUUAGGAUCCUUUUUGCUUUUUUCCUCUAUGUUUACAUACCACAGUAAUUUGCUAUAGAGAAUUUUUAAUUUCUAUUAAAUAAAAAUAAGAUAAUAUAAGAUAUUAUUACUGGAAUAAAUUGCUAUUUGAUUUGAUACAUUGUGAUCCUUAACGUUGAUGAAUUAAGAAAAACGGAAAGAGAGGGAUUCGAACCCUCGGUAAACAAAAGUCUACAUAGCAGUUCCAAUGCUACGCCUUGAACCGCUCGGCCAUCUUUCCUACAUAACUUAUUAUGGAAAAUAAACUGAGUGAAUAGCGAGUUUUCUUAUUCCUGCAGUACAGGUACAACCGCAACCGCUCGGGGGUUCCCUAGUUCUAUUGGAAAAAUUCCUUUUGAUCUAGGUGGAAGGAUACAGGAUUUUUUACUAGAAAUUGCGCUCGCUAUAAAAUAAAAGUUUUAAUUUAGGUUUUCCCGCAACUAAA